AUGUCCACGCCGACGAGAACGCGAGGGGAGCAAGCGAACGAAACGAACGGCGGUAACGUUGGUAACAGUAGCAAUACGAAUUCCCCUUCCCAGCAGCAAAAUCAAUCGUUAUCCCCGUCGAUUGUGUACCCGACAAAAUUCACCUGGCAUUACGAAGGGAAAGUCGUGCACUUGUGCGGGUCGUUUACGAAUUGGCUGGAAACCGUACCGAUGGCGCCUGAAAUCGUGCCGCCGAACGGGAACCAAGUCUUCUCCGUGGUGUGCAACUUACCGUCCGGGUACCAUCAGUAUAAGUUUAUCGUGGACGGGGAGUGGAGGCACGACGAGAAUCAAGCGUUUAUACAGGACCCGCUCGGGAACGUGAAUAAUUGGUUGUUCGUGAAGAAGCCGUCGGCGACGAGCGGCGGGGGCGGGAGUUCGGUGGUUUCCAGUCCGAGCAAUGGUGGUGGAAUUGGGAGUCCGGGGAUGAGUAGCGCGGAGAAUGUGAGCAUGCACAGCGCACAAACCGGUGGUGCUGGUGGUGGUGGUGGUAGUGGGUAUAAUCAACAGAUGAUGAUGACGCAACAACAGCAAAACUAUCAGCAAGGCACGGCGCCGCUGGAAGUGCCGGGGAUGAUGUCGCCAGGAGGAGGAUCGUCCGGUAUGAACGAGGCCGGCAUUAUUGGUGGCGGACAGCAAGCGCAAGUGAUGCACCAUCAGCAUCAACAGGAUCGCCCGCAAGCGCAGUGGUUAAGUCACGAUGAUUCGCAAUCGGACAGCUUGAACGCGGCGGCGCUGGAGCAACAACGGAGAAUACAACAACAACGACAGCACCAAGGUGGAGGAAGCGAUCAGCACUUAGUCGGGGAGAUUUCUCCAGAACGUGCGUCGCAAAGGCACCAUCACGCGAUGCGGGACGAGGCGAAUGCGGCGGCGGCGGCGAAUGUCAUAGACGCCGGCAUGGAUUGGGUAUCCGGAGGGAUCAACGGGUUGCAGAUUAAACGAGACGGCGACGGGAGACGGAAGUCUAUAAACGUAGCCAGAGACGGUGGACCCAUAGCGGCGGCGGCGGCGGCGGCGGCGGUGGCUUCGACUCGACCCCCAAUGCAACCGAGCACGAAUAAUAACGACUACGUCGAGCAGCAAGGUGGAGCAAAUCCGGACGAUUACGCCUCGGACGCGUCUCGCGCGAGAGUCUUGGAGUUUUUGCAAAGACAUACUGCGUAUGAAUUGAUACCAGAGUCGAAUAAAGUAGUCGUGUUUGAUAUCAAUUUACCAGUCAGGCAAGCGUUUCACGCGUUCUACGAGCAACAGAUAGCCGCGGCGCCGCUUUGGAAUCCGGCAAAAGGGGAUUUCGCCGGGAUGAUUUCCGCCGGCGAGUUUAUAGAUUUGUUGCGAGUGCUCUCGGAGGCGUUCAAAGACGUGAAGCAAGUUACGGAAGAAGAUUUAGAUAGGUUUACCGUCGCGAAAGCGCGGGAAGAAUGCGGCGCGAGCGUGGAGAAUUCGAGUUUACUUUCGGUUCGACCGGAAGAUUCGUUACACCUGGUCGCUUUGGUUUUGUUAAAGAACAACAUGUACUCCGUCCCGGUUGUUUCGUACGGCGGCGGCGGCGGCCAGCAAAGCGGCGGCAGCCAGAGCAAGAAGUCAUCGGGUAGUAGCGGUGGUGGUGGUGGCGAUGGUGGUGGGGGUGAUACUAGUGAUAACAAAGAUAGCAAUAACAACAACAAAAUGGGAAGUAGGAAUCGGAACGCGGCGCAGCUUCUUCACGUGACCAAUCUCGCGGAGAUUUUCGCGUGUUUGCACAGACACUUUAGAGGCGUACCUUCCUCCUUGCCGCUCUUUUCGCAGCCGCUUGGUGCUUUACCCAUUGGCACGUGGACGAAAGAAUUUGGCGGAAGACGGUCGCCGAGCGAUUCCUUACUUCGGAGGACAAACUCGUUCGGUCAAGCGGACGCGGUAGAAGCGGCGUCGGAUGAACAGUUCUUCGCUAAUCUUCCGGAAGAGUUGCAAAGACUAGCGCCUUUGCGGUGUGUCUAUCCUCAGACAACAUUGGCGGAAGCGUUUACGAUGAUGAAUGGUGUCUCGUGCUUACCAGUCGUGGACGACAGCGGGAGAGGUGGUUUGAUUGACGUCUACGCGAGAAGUGACAUUGUGAAAUUAGCCUCGAACAACGCGUAUUUGAACGUAAACAUGGACGAAUUUACGAUAGCUAGAGCGUUGCAAAACUCGAGAAUGGCUUCGGGCGGCGGUGGGUACGCACCAUCGUCGUUGUUAGGCGGUGGUGGUAACGAUGCCUCCAUGGACGGAUCAUCAAUGAACACGAUGCCGAGCAAUGUUUUAAAUAACAAACCUCCGAGUCCGAAAUUCAACGCCAGCGGUAUGAGCGACAGCCCAUUUCAUUCCGGUGGAGGGUCGCCUUCGAAAGGUAAUAAUAAUAUUAGCACGUACGCCGGCGGAUUUUCAACCUGUACGCGUUCGGAUACCUUGCGAGCGGCGGUCGAGGCAUUAGGAUUACCAGGCGUGAAACGUCUAGUCGUAGUGGAUGAAAAAACGGGAGCGUUGGAAGGUAUCAUCGCGUUAUCAGACGUCAUGCGCUUUUUGUUGAGAUAG
Molecule: messenger RNA, 2589 nt
Organism: Bathycoccus prasinos
Lineage: Eukaryota; Viridiplantae; Chlorophyta; Mamiellophyceae; Mamiellales; Bathycoccaceae
Exons: 1
Coding region: 1-2589 (862 amino acids)
Source: RefSeq, a predicted model, not a curated record